AUGAAGCUGCUUUCAGUCGCUACUAUUGCACUUUCGGCGUCGCAGGCGACGGCCCUGUCUUCCAAAGAUGUUGUCAAUGCCAUUGACGACAUUACCGAUCUUUCUUCCAAGACGAAUGAUAUCGCAAAGGACCUCAAGCCUGCGAACCUUAUUCAAAAUCUGCCCAAACUGACCAACAACUUCAAAGAAAUUGUACAAAUGGCCUUGAAAGACAUCACUACCUUGGCUUCUGGUGCUGCCAAAUCUGACUUUGCCGAGAGUGAUCAGAAAGAUGUUUGCAAGUCUUUCCACGGUUUCGUCAAGGUUCACCAGAAUCUUCUCAUGACCAUUAUCGGUCAGAAUGGUAUCCUGGCUCACAACCCCCUUACAGUUCCACUUGCUGCUGUACUUCGAGUUCUUGAGGGCGGCGUUGACAAGCUGGCCGAAGCCAUCAUCGGCACUGUGCCUACAUGCAAGGAUAUGGCGAUGAAGGACCUGAAGGCUCUUGACGGCACUCUGGACGAUACUGUCUCCAAGCUCACUAGCAUUAUUCCUGGUGGCAGUGCUGCCGUCGCUGCUGCCAGUGGUGUUGUUGGUGGCCUGACUGGUGGACUUGGCGAUGUCCUUGGUGGACUCACGGGCGGUGCUAAGGGCUCCAUGCAGGGUUCCAACGGGAAUCUUCUCGGCGGUCUCCUCGGAGGCAAUCAGCAAGGCGGUGAUGGUCAGAGAGGCGGCCUCCUUGGUGGCCUUGUGGUUCGAGGUGGUAUCCCGACCAGUCUCGUCACAUCCGUCACUGGCAAGGCUUCGGACAUCCUCGCUUCUGCCACCGAUGGUCUUGAUGAGCUUCCCGGCUCUCUUCCCACUGAAAUGCCCAAGGUUCCCAAGGGUGGACUUGACGGCCACGUCAACCAUGGCCUUGAGGAUCCCCGUGGCCCUCACGGCGGCGUAGGGCCUGGCCUUCAGCACACGGGCGAUACACUCAUGGACAGCCCUACCGGUAGCAUGGGUAAUGUGGGUUCUGCUGGCGGUGCUCUUCCCACUGGCCUUGCCAGAAAAGACGCCGAAGGGUCACUAAGCGAUCUUGCAGCCCGCCAAGUCGGCAGUCUCAGUGAUGCUAAAGGCGAUGCCAAAGGAGCUGCCUCCCACGCCUCCGACGCCUUGGAUGAUGUCUUAUCCCAUGCAACGGGUAUCCUCUCUGGUAAGAAGCCUACCGCCUCCGCUACAGGAGCACUUCCCGCUGCCAGCAACGCUCUUGGCAAUGCUGAAGGCGGCAGUGAUGGUUCAACAGGUGGUCUCCUUGGUGGUCUUCUCGGGCCCAAAGGCGGAAAGGGAAACAAACCUGCCAUGUGA
Molecule: messenger RNA, 1329 nt
Organism: Pochonia chlamydosporia 170
Lineage: Eukaryota; Fungi; Ascomycota; Sordariomycetes; Hypocreales; Clavicipitaceae
Exons: 3
Coding region: 1-1329 (442 amino acids)
Source: RefSeq, a predicted model, not a curated record